AUGGUGACUUGCACGCGUCUUUACGCGGCUGACAUAGUGUUCCUGCUGGACGGCUCCUCUUCUAUUGGCCGCAACAACUUCCGAGAAGUCCGCGGCUUCCUAGAAGGGCUGGUGCUGCCUUUCUCUGGGGCAGUCGGUGCUCAGGGCGUGCGCUUUGCCGCGGUGCAGUACAGCGACGACCCACAGACAGAAUUCAGCCUGGAUGCACUUGGCUCAGGGGGAGAUACAAUCCGUGCCAUCCGUGAGCUCACCUACAAGGGGGGCAACACACGCACUGGAGCUGCGAUUCUCCAUGUGGCUGACCGCAUCUUCCUGCCCCAGCUAGCCCGACCUGGUAUCCCCAAGGUCUGCAUCCUGAUCACAGAUGGGAAGUCCCAGGACUUUGUGGACACAGCUGCCCAGAGGCUAAAGGGGCAGGGGGUGAAGCUGUUUGCUGUGGGGAUCAAGAAUGCUGACCCUGAGGAGCUGAAACGAGUUGCUUCACAGCCAACCAGUGAUUUCUUCUUCUUCGUCAAUGACUUCAGCAUCUUAAGGACGCUACUGCCCCUCGUUUCCCGCCAAGUGUGCACGACCGUGGGUGGUGUGCCUGUGACCCUGCCCUCUGAUGAUGUGACCUCUGGCCCACGGGACUUGGUGCUGUCUGAGGAGGAGAGUCAAUCCCUACGAGUACAGUGGACGGCAGCCAGUGGCCCUGUGACUGGCUACAAGGUCCAGUACACUCCUCUGACAGGACUGGGGCAGCCAUUGCCAAGCGAGCGGCGGGAGGUGAGUGUUCCAGCUGGUGAGACCAGCAUGCGGCUGCAGGGCCUCCGGCCACUGACCGAGUACCAGGUGACUGUGAUUGCUCUCUAUGCCAACAGCAUCGGGGAGGCUGUGAGCGGGACAGCUCGGACCACUUCCCUAGAGAGGCCAGAGCUGACUGUCCAGAACACCACAACCCACAGCCUCCUGGUGGCCUGGCGUAGUGUGCCAGGUGCCACUGGCUACCGUGUGGCAUGGCGGGUCCUUAGUGGUGGGGCUGCAGAGCAGCAGGAGCUGGGCUCUGGGCAGCGGUCAGUGUUGCUGCGUGGCCUGGAGCCUGGCACAGACUAUGAGGUGACGGUGAGCACACUGCAUGGCCGUAGUGUGGGGCCUGCCACCACCCUGACUGCCCGUACUGACACCUCCAUUGAGCAGACCCUGCACCCAGUCAUUCUGGGCCCCACAUCCAUUCUGCUGUCCUGGAACCUGGUGCCUGAGGCCCGAGGCUACCGACUGGAAUGGCGGCGCGAGAGCGGCUUAGAGCCAACAAAGAAAGUGGAGCUUCCUGCUGAUGUAACCCGCUACCAGUUGGAAGGGCUGCAGCAGGCACUGAGUAUCGCCUCACACUCUACACUCUGCUGGAGGGCCGUGAGGUGGCACACCUGCAGCUGUGGUCCCCACUGGGCCAGAGCUGCCCGUGGGCCUUGUGACGGACCUACAAGCAGUCGAGCUGCCUGGGCAGCGGUGCGAGUGUCCUGGAGCCCAGUCCCCAGUGCCACUGAGUACCGUAUCACUGUGCGCAGCACCCAGGGGGUUGAGAGGACCCUGGUGCUUCCUGGGAGUCAGACCACCUUCGACUUGGAUGAUGUCCGGGCAGGACUUAGCUACACUGUGCGGGUGUCUGCUCGAGUGGGCACCCGCGAGGGUGCUGCCAGCAUCCUCACUGUCCGCCGUGAGCUGGAAACCACGCUUGCCAUCCCAGGGCUGCGGGUCGUGGCAUCAGAUGCGACGCGAGUAAGGGUGGCCUGGGGACCUGUUCCUGGAGCCAGUGGAUUUCGAAUCAGCUGGAGGACAGGCAGUGGUCAGUGUGGAGUGUGUGGGAGGGUUGCUGAGGGGAAUAGUCAUGGUGCAGGGACUGAGGAGGCAGGCAGGAGCCCAGGCCAAUUCUUUCUCCUGACUCUAGGUCCAGAGUCCAGCCAGACCUUGUCUCCAGGCUCUACUGUCACAGACAUCACGGGGCUGCAGCCUGGGACCUCCUACCAGGUGGCUGUGUUGGCACUGCGUGGCAGAGAGGAAGGUCCCCCUGUGGUCAUCGUGGCUCGAACUGACCCACUGGGCCCAGUGAGGACAGUUGACGUGACUCAGUCUGGCAGCUCAUCUGUCACCAUCACCUGGACCAGAGUUCCUGGAGCCACAGGAUACAGAGUCUCCUGGCACUCAGGCCACGGCCCAGAGAAAUCCCAGCUGGUCUCUGGGGAGGCCACGGUGGCUGAGCUGGAUGGGCUGAAACCGGAUACAGAGUACACAGUGCACGUGAGGGCCCACAUGGCUGGUGUGGAUGGGCCCCCCGCCUCUGUGGUUGUUAGGACCGCCCCUGAGCCCGUGGGUAGAGUGUCAAAGCUGCAGAUUCUCAAGGCUUCCAGCGAUGUUCUGCGAGUUACCUGGGUGGGCGUCGCUGGAGCCACAAACUACAGACUCUCCUGGGGCCGGAGUGAGGGUGGCCCUACAAGAGACCAGAUACUCCCAGGAAACACGGACUCCGCAGAGAUCCGGGGCCUCGAAGGCGGCGUCAGCUACUCGGUUCGCGUGACUGCGCUUGUCGGGGAUCGGGAGGGCGCGCCAGUCUCCAUUGUCGUCACCACACCACCUGAGGCUCCGCUGUCCCUGAGGACCCUUCGCGUAGUGCAACGCGGAGAGCACUCGCUGAGGCUGCGCUGGGAGCCAGUGCCCGAGGCGCGCGGCUUCCGUCUGCGCUGGCGACCGGAGGGUGGCCAGGAGCAGUUCCAGGAACUGGGCCCCGAGCUCAGCAGCUACCACCUGGAUGGUUUGGAACCAGGGACCCUGUACCACGUGUGGCUGAGUGUCCUGGGGCCGGCUGGAGAAGGGCCCCCCACAGAGGUGACUGCGAACACAGAGUCACCUCGCGUCCCAAGCACUGACCUGCGUGUGGUGGACACCUCGAUAGAUUCAGUGACUCUGGCCUGGACCCCAGUGUCUGGGGCAUCCAGCUACAUUUUGUCCUGGCGGCCACUCAGAGGCUCUGGUCAGGAGCUGCCUGGGACCCCACAGACACUGCCGGGGAUCUCAAACUCCCAGCGGGUGACAGGGCUAGAGCCUGGUGUCUCCUACAUCUUCUCCCUGACACCUGUCCAGGGAGGUAUGCAGGGCCCUGAGGCUUCUGUCACACAGAGCUCAGGGUGUCCCCACGGCCUGAUGGACGUGGUAUUCCUACUGCACGCCACUCGGGACAAUGCUCAUCGUUCAGAGGCUGUGAGGAGGGUCCUUGAGCGUCUGGUGUCUGCACUUGGGCCCCUUGGGCCACAGGCAGUCCAGGUUGGCCUCCUGUCCUACAGUCACCGGCCCUCCCCACUGUUCCCGCUGAACAGCUCCCAUGAUCUUGGCAUCAUCCUGCAGAAGAUCCGUGACAUCCCUUACAUGGACCCAAGUGGGAACAACCUGGGUGCUGCCGUGGUGACAACUCACAGGCAUCUGUUGGCACCAGAUGCUCCUGGGCGCCGCCAGCAUGUCCCAGGGAUGAUGGUUCUGUUAGUGGAUGAGCCCUUGAGAGGCGACAUCUUUGGCUCCAUCCGUGAAGCCCAGGCUGCUGGGCUCAACGUGAUGAUAUUGGGCCUGGCGGGAGCUGACCGAGAGCAGCUGCGUCGCUUGGUACCAGGCAUGGACCCCGUCCAGACUUUCUUUGCCGUGAAUGACGGUCCAAGCCUGGACCGGGCAGUCAGUGAUUUGGCAACAGCCUUGUGUCAGGCAGCCUCAGGCACCCAGCCACAGCCAGGGCCUUGCACGGUUCAUUGUCCAAAGGGCCAGAAGGGAGAACCUGGAGAGACAGGCCUGACAGGACAAGCUGGGCCCCCUGGGCCCCCCGGCCUCCCGGGCAGGACUGGGGCUCCAGGCCCCCAGGGCCCUCCUGGAAGCAUCACUGCAAAGGGCGAGAGGGGCUUUCCUGGAGCAGAUGGACCUCCAGGCAGCCCUGGCCGCCCUGGAACUCCUGGGAACCCUGGGCCAAAGGGCUCUCCAGGUUGGCCUGGCCCUCGUGGAGAAACGGGAGAGCGAGGGCUUCGAGGCCCAAAAGGAGAGCCAGGAGAGCCUGGAAAAAUCAUUGGAGGAGAGGUCCCAGGGCUUCCUGGACCAAAAGGAAACCCUGGACCUUCAGGCCCCCCUGGACCUCGUGGCCCACUGGGCGACCCAGGACCCCGUGGUCCCCCAGGACCUCCUGGGGCAUCCUUGAAGGGUGACAAAGGAGAUCGUGGGGAACGGGGCCCCCCUGGACCAGGUUAUGGUGGCACUAGUACAGGGGAGCCAGGGCUGCCGGGCCUUCCUGGAAGUCCUGGACCUCAAGGCCCAGCUGGCCCCCCUGGAGAGAAAGGAGAGAAGGGUGACAGUGAGGAUGGUGCCCCAGGUCUUACAGGACCACCUGGGACCCCGGGUCAGCGGGGUCUACAGGGACUUCCUGGAGAUGCUGGCCCUAAAGGUGACCGAGGGCUACCAGGGAACGUGGGUGAGCCUGGAGAAAAGGGCGAACGUGGACCCCCUGGCCCAGCGGGGCCCCAGGGCCUGCCGGGUGUUGCAGGGCGUCCUGGACUUGAGGGUCCUGAGGGGCCACCAGGACCCACUGGCCGCCGAGGAGAAAAGGGGGAGCCUGGUCCCCCUGGGGACCCUGCAGUGGUGGGACCUAUUGGUGCUGGAGCCAAAGGAGAGAAGGGAGAAGUGGGGCUCACUGGGCCCAGAGGAGCUCCUGGAGUCAAAGGGGAGCGGGGACCACCUGGAUUGGUUCUUCCUGGAGACCCUGGCCCCAAGGGAGAUCCUGGAGAGAGGGGUCCCAUUGGCCUCACUGGGAGAGCAGGACCCCCAGGUGACUCAGGGCCUCCUGGAGAGAAAGGAGACCCUGGGCGGCCUGGACCCCCAGGACCUGUUGGCCCCCGAGGACGAGAUGGUGAAGUUGGAGAGAAAGGUGAUGAGGGCCUUCCGGGUGACCCAGGUUUGCCUGGAAAAGCUGGCGAGCGUGGCCUUCGGGGGACACCUGGAGCUCGGGGGCCUGUGGGAGAGAAGGGAGACCAGGGAGAUCCUGGAGAGGAUGGACGAAAUGGCAGUCCUGGACCCUCUGGACCCAAGGGUGACCGUGGGGAACCAGGUCCCCCAGGACCCCCUGGACGGCUGGUAGACACGGGGCUUGGAGCCAGGGAGAAGGGAGAGCCUGGGGACCGUGGACAGGAGGGUCCUCGAGGACCCAAGGGUGACCCUGGGCCCCCUGGGCCCCCCGGGGAGAGGGGCAUCGAAGGACUUCGGGGGCUUCCGGGCCCACAGGGAGAUACAGGUGUCCGAGGCCCAGCAGGAGAAAAGGGGGACCGGGGCCCUCCUGGGCUGGAUGGCCGGAACGGACUGGAUGGGAAACCAGGAGCUGCUGGCCCCCCUGGGCUGCAAGGCACUACAGGCAAAGCCGGGGACCCAGGGAGAGACGGGCUUCCGGGCCUCCGAGGAGAACAGGGUCCCCCUGGCCCCCCAGGACCUCCUGGAGCACUGGGCAAGCCAGGAGAGGAUGGCAAACCUGGCCUGAAUGGGAAAAACGGAGAAGCCGGGGACCCUGGAGAAGACGGGAGGAAGGGAGAGAAGGGAGAUUCAGGUGCCCCUGGGAGAGACGGUUAUGAUGGCCCCAAGGGUGAGCGUGGAGCUCCUGGUAGCCCUGGACUCCAGGGCCCCCCAGGCCUCCCGGGGCAGAUUGGCCCCUCUGGCCAGGGUUUUCCUGGUGUCCCAGGAAAUGUGGGCCCUAAGGGUGACCGUGGAGAGACUGGAUCCAAAGGAGAACAGGGCCCGCCUGGAGAGCGUGGCCUGAGAGGAGAACCUGGGAGCAUAGCGAAUGUGGAGCGGUCACUGGAGGCAGUUGGCAUCAAGAUGUCUGCUCUGCGGGAGAUUGUGGACACCUGGGAUGAGAGCUCCGGCAGCUUCCUGCCUGUGCCUGAGCGGCGUCGUGGCCCCAAGGGGGAGCCAGGAGAGCGGGGACCCUUGGGCAAGGAGGGCCCCAUCGGCUUUCCUGGAGAACGUGGGCUGAAGGGAGAUCGUGGAGACCCUGGACCUCAGGGCCCACCAGGCCUGGCCCUUGGGGAGAGGGGCCUCCCUGGGCCUCCCGGCCUUGCCGGGGAGCCUGGAAAACCUGGUAUUCCUGGACUCCCAGGUCGGGCUGGGAGUGUGGGGGAAGCAGGAAGGCCAGGAGAGAGGGGAGAACGGGGAGAGAAAGGAGAGCGUGGAGAACAGGGCAGAGAUGGCCCUCCCGGCCUUCCUGGACCCCCCGGCCCCCCUGGCCCCAAGGUGACUGUGGACGAGCCAGGUCCUGGACUGUAUGAAAAACAAGGACCCCCUGGACUCAAGGGCGCCAAGGGGGAGCCAGGCAAUGAUGGUGACCGAGGCCCCAAAGGAGACAGGGGCUUACCAGGCGUCAAGGGAGACCGGGGAGAGUCUGGAGAGAGGGGUCUUGCUGGCAGCCAGGGUCUACCAGGAGAGCGGGGCGUGGCUGGGCCUGAAGGGAAGCCGGGCCUGCAGGGUGAGAGAGGAGCCCCUGGCCCCACGGGUGGCCGUGGAGACCCUGGACCGCCGGGUGCCCCAGGUCUCGCUGGCCCUGCUGGCCCCCAGGGACCUUCUGGCCUGAAGGGGGAGCCUGGAGAGACAGGACCACCAGGACGGGGCGUGCCUGGACCUAUUGGGGCUGUGGGACUGCCUGGUCCCCCUGGCCCUUCAGGCCUUGUGGGACCACAGGGAGCACCGGGUUUGCCUGGACAAGUGGGGGAGACAGGGAAGCCGGGAGCCCCAGGUCGAGAUGGUGCCAGUGGAAAAGAUGGAGACAGAGGAGCCCCUGGUGUGCCGGGGCCACCAGGUCUGCCCGGCCUUGUCGGACCCAAAGGAGAGUCUGGACCCAUGGGGGCCCCUGGACAGGCAGUGGUCGGGCCCCCUGGAGCAAAGGGAGAGAAGGGAGCCCCUGGAGGCCUUGCCGGAGACCUGGUGGGUGAGCCGGGAGCCAAAGGUGAUCGAGGACUGCCAGGGCCACGGGGGGAGAAGGGUGAUGCCGGCCGUGCAGGGGAACCUGGAGACCCUGGGGAAGACGGUCAGAAAGGGGCUCCAGGACUGAAGGGUCAGAAGGGGGACCCAGGAGUUGGAAUCCAGGGCCCCCCUGGGCCAGCUGGUCUUCCAGGUAUAAAGGGAGACUUGGGCCUCCCUGGGCCCCCUGGCGCUCCUGGUGUCGUUGGGUUCCCUGGUCAGACAGGCCCUCGAGGAGAGAUGGGUCAGCCAGGCCCCAGCGGAGAGCGGGGACUGGCAGGCCUUCCUGGGAGAGAAGGAGCCCCAGGCCCUUUGGGGCCACCUGGACCCCCGGGGUCAGUGGGAGCAUCCGGGGCCCCUGGACUCAAAGGAGACAAGGGAGACCCUGGAGCAGGCCUGCCCGGAGCCCGAGGCGAGCGUGGGGAGCCAGGUGUCCGGGGUGAAGAUGGCCGGCCCGGCCAGGAGGGACCCCGAGGACUUAUGGGGCCCCCAGGCAGCCGCGGGGAGCGUGGGGAGAAGGGUGACACUGGAACCGCAGGGCUAAAGGGUGACAAGGGUGACUCAGCCAUGAUUGUGGGGCCUCCGGGACCACGGGGUGCCAAAGGGGACACGGGUGAACGAGGGCCUCAGGGCAUAGAUGGUGACAAAGGACCUCGGGGAGACAGCGGGAUCCCUGGAGAAAAGGGCAUCAAGGGGGAGCCUGGUGACAAGGGCUCAGCAGGAUCGCUGGGAGCGCGUGGACUCACGGGACCCAAGGGCGAGCCUGGUGUUGCAGGGAUUCCUGGUGACCUGGGACCUCCAGGAAAGGAUGGAGCCCCUGGUGUCCAAGGAGACAAAGGAGAUGCUGGCUUCAUCGGUCCCCGGGGCCUCAAGGGGGAACGGGGAGUGAAGGGCGCCUGUGGCCAGGAUGGAGAGAAGGGAGACAAGGGAGAAACUGGUUCCCCAGGCCGCCCUGGGCUAGCAGGACGCAAAGGAGAGAUGGGGGAGCCAGGUAUGCCCGGCCAGUCGGGGACUCCCGGAAAGGAGGGCCUGAUCGGUCCCAAGGGCGACCGAGGCUUUGAUGGGCAGCCAGGACCCAAGGGUGACCAGGGAGAGAAAGGGGAGCGGGGGCCCCCAGGAACUGGGGGCUUCCCGGGCCCUAAAGGCAGUGAUGGCUCCAGUGGUCCACCUGGGCCACCUGGCAGUGUUGGUCCCAAAGGUCCUGAAGGACUUCAGGGCCAGAAGGGUGAGCGAGGACCCCCUGGAGAGAGCGUGGUGGGGGCCCCUGGAGCCCCUGGGGCCCCUGGUGAGAGGGGAGAGCAGGGGCUGCCGGGGCCCGCUGGUCCCCGUGGUGAAAAAGGAGAAGCUGCACUGACUGAGGAUGACAUUCGGGGCUUUGUGCGUCAGGAGAUGAGUCAGCAUUGUGCUUGCCAGGGUCAGUUCAUCACAUCUGGAUCACGGCCCCUCCCUAGUUAUGCUGCAGACACCGCCGGCCCCCGGCCUCACCGUGUGCCCGUGCUCCGGGUCUCUCAUGCAGAGGAAGAAGGUCGGCUGCCCCCCGAGGAUGACGAGUACUCAGAGUACUCUGAGUAUUCUGUGGAUGAAUACGAGGACCUUGAGGCUCUCUGGGAAGGUGAUGAUUCCUGCUCGCUACCACUGGAUGAGGGCUCCUGUACUGCCUACACUCUGCGCUGGUAUCACCGGGCUGUGGCAGGUGGCCCGGGAGCCUGUCGCCCCUUCGUCUACGGCGGCUGUGGAGGCAAUGCCAACCGUUUCGGGACCCGUGAAGCUUGUGAGCUCCGCUGCCUGCCCCGAGUGGUCCAGAGCCAGGGAACAGGUGCUGCCCAGAGCUGAGGCCCAGACGAUGAGCUGAAGUUCAGCAUCCCCCGGAGGAGUCUGGGUCCCAGCAAGGCCCCACGGUCCCUCCCCUUGGUGCUAGAGGCCUGUGUGCACGUGAGCGUGCACGUGCGUGUCCGUUA
Loxodonta africana (African savanna elephant) is the source of this 8960-nucleotide messenger RNA. It is a transcript of the gene COL7A1, whose product is annotated as collagen type VII alpha 1 chain. Gene Ontology annotation, biological process: extracellular matrix organization. Lineage: Eukaryota; Metazoa; Chordata; Mammalia; Proboscidea; Elephantidae. Gene Ontology annotation, molecular function: extracellular matrix structural constituent conferring tensile strength; serine-type endopeptidase inhibitor activity; protein binding. The record is from RefSeq and is a predicted model, not a curated record.